Messenger RNA from Xyrauchen texanus (razorback sucker), 1567 nucleotides. RefSeq names its product ubiquitin-like protein 7. Gene Ontology annotation, molecular function: polyubiquitin modification-dependent protein binding. The coding region runs from base 121 to 1260 and encodes 379 amino acids. Gene Ontology annotation, cellular component: cytosol. The record is from RefSeq and is a predicted model, not a curated record. Gene Ontology annotation, biological process: ubiquitin-dependent protein catabolic process. The transcript has 10 exons. NCBI's taxonomy places the organism in Eukaryota, Metazoa, Chordata, Actinopteri, Cypriniformes, Catostomidae.
CACGCACGAAUAACUAAAGAAGGACAACAUAUACAUUUUGACAAACAUAUUCACGUUUUGUGCAUUGCCAAGUAAUACCCAUAUACAUCUGCUAGGAUCUGUCACCCGUGCAUUAGAUCAAUGGCGGUUUCCGAGUGGCGUCUGUCAUUGAAACUGAUGGAUCAACCUUCUCUUCCAAAGUCAGUGCUGCAGUUUCCAGAAUCUGAACCUGGAGAUGUUCGUCCAGGCGAGUAUCGGGUCGCCACUCUCAAGCAGCUCGUGUCAGCACAGAUUCCUGAUGCCAUACCAGAUCCGGAGCUCAUAGAAUUGGUAUACUGUGGAAGAAAGUUAAAAGAUGACUUGACUCUAGAGUCCUAUGGGAUUCAGUCUGGAUCCACUGUACACAUAUUGAGAAAAUCGUGGCCAGAACCGGAGAUCCAGCCAGAGCCAGUGGACAAGGUUACAGCUGCGAGAGAAUUCCGUGUCUUACAAGCUGCCCUUCACACCAGCACUGCAUACAGGGAGUCGGUGUUCAAGAUGCUAAACAACAAGGAAUCCCUCGACCAGAUCAUUGCCGCAUCCCCCGGGCUGAGAAGCGAUCCUGUGGCUCUCGGGGUACUGCAAGACAAAGACCUCUUCGUACAAUUCACGGACCCAAACAUGCUAGACACGUUGGUCAGUUCUCACCCAGCACUGGUCAGUGCCAUUAUCCUGGUACUGCACUCUGUUGCUGGCAGCGUGCCACCCCAGCAGGGCGCCAGCUCAUCCAGAAAUGUGUCUUCCAGCUCUUACAGUGACAUGCCAGGAGGUUUUCUCUUUGAAGGCAUGUCUGAUGACGAGGAUGAAUUCCAAUUGGGCAACCGUGGUGGUCCGUCCACUCUUGCUAGUGGUUUGGCCGGCAUGAGGCCUGCAUCGCUUGGUUACAACGGAGCUGUGGGCCCCAGACCUAUCACUCAAAGUGAGCUGGCAACAGCUCUGGCCCUCGCCAGCACCCCUGAGAGCAGUGCUGUUACACCCACCACAGGGAACCAAGGUCCCUCAUCAGGAGUGUCUCCUGUUCCUGCAGGAAUGCCUAUAACAAAUGAUCUGUUUAACCAGGCCCUGCAGCAGGCACUGCAGGUGUCCAGCAUGUCCAGCUUACAGAACCAGUGGCAAUCUCAGCUCCAGCAGUUGCAGGACAUGGGCAUCCGUGAUGAAGAGCUGAUCCUGAGAGCCCUGCAGGCCACAGGUGGAGACAUCCAAGCUGCCCUGGAGCUCAUAUUCGCUGGAGGAGCACCAUGAGCCAGUUCUUUUUAAUGAAACUCUGUUAUGAUGUUAUAAGCAGUUCACAAAACACAUAUUUAAAGAUUCAAUGUUUUAACAACCAUUUGUUUUUAACUUAUUUUUGUCUGUUAUGACACUUUUUUUUAUAUAAAUACUUCUUCUCAUUUCGUUUUCGGGUCCAGGCCAAAAAUAUAUUAUAUUUGGGACACUCCUGCUGUGUUAAUAUAUUGUGGCUGUUCAGUUAUUAUCCCUGCAGAUAUUUAUAGUAGCUAAAAACUACAACUUGCUUGUUAAGACAAUCAUCGUGUUUAGUUUUGUCAUUCAU